Molecule: messenger RNA, 2215 nt
Organism: Trichogramma pretiosum
Lineage: Eukaryota; Metazoa; Arthropoda; Insecta; Hymenoptera; Trichogrammatidae
Gene: Pop2
Product: CCR4-NOT transcription complex subunit 7
Exons: 6
Coding region: 68-1465 (465 amino acids)
Cellular component (GO): CCR4-NOT complex; P-body; CCR4-NOT core complex
Molecular function (GO): poly(A)-specific ribonuclease activity; nucleic acid binding
Source: RefSeq, a predicted model, not a curated record
AUCACAUUUGCUGAACAGCUAUCGUAGUGUUAAGUUGUAGUAGAGUUUUGUAAAAUCAAACCUAGCCAUGCAUAUACCAAGAAACGGCCCCAAUCGACAGUUCUUUGUCAGAUCACCACCGAGCUUUGAACAACAAAACAGUUAUACAGUUCAACCAACAUUUCACCCAGUAACAAUCCAAUAUCCCAUAAUUCAUAAUGUGCACAAUGGAUCGUUGCGACCCAUGGGUAUGCCCAUGCCACACCACAUACCACGUCACACACACAUGCCAACACACGUACAGCAAAUACCAAUGCAUGACAUGCGAAGAAUGACACACGCUCAUGUACAUAGGCCCCAUCACGCAGCACAUAUAGCACAAGCACAUCAACAGGCAUUUGAGGCACAUCAGGCACAUCAGGCACAACGUGCACAAGAAGCACAAGACAAUGCACAAAUAUUGCAACACUUAGAUGUCCAACAAAAAACAGGAGGACAUCCGCUAUUAAAUAGACUAUGGUCAAUUGAAUCUAGUGAAUCACAAACACCUACAGAACCUCAAAUAAGUGAAUUUGAUGAAAAGGAGCAAAUAACAGCAGGCCCCAAUAUUUUGGGGCAACAAAAAAGUGGCUCCAACAUGCCAACCAAUGAAGAAUGUGGGAUACGAGAUGUCUGGCAUCAUAAUCUGGAAGAGGAGUUCAAGACUAUUCGAAUAGUGGUACAACAGUUUCCAUUUGUUGCCAUGGAUACUGAAUUUCCAGGAGUAGUUGCAAGACCUAUUGGUGAAUUCAGGACUACUGCGGAUUACCAAUAUCAAUUGCUUAGGUGUAACGUAGAUCUAUUAAAAAUUAUUCAGUUAGGUUUGACAUUUUAUGAUGAAUCGGGGAACAUGCCUAGAGGCUUUACAACUUGGCAAUUCAAUUUUAAGUUCAGUUUAACUGACGAUAUGUUUGCUCAGGAUAGUAUUGACAUGUUACAAAACAGUGGAAUUCAAUUUAAAAAGCACGAAGAAGAAGGUAUAGAACCAUUGGUGUUUGCUGAGUUAUUGAUGUCAUCUGGAGUUGUCUUGGUUGAAGAUGUCAAAUGGCUUUCAUUCCAUUCUGGAUAUGAUUUUGGUUAUCUCCUGAAACUUUUGACCGAUCAAAAUUUACCGGAAAGUGAAAGUGAAUUCUUUGAAAUCUUGAGGUUGUAUUUUCCAACAAUUUAUGAUGUAAAGUACCUAAUGAAAUCUUGUAAAAAUUUGAAAGGGGGUUUACAGGAGGUAGCUGAAGAACUAGAUAUCAAAAGGGUCGGACCACAGCAUCAAGCUGGAUCUGAUGCUUUACUAACAGGAAUGGUAUUUUUUAAAAUGCGUGAGAUGUUCUUCGAAGAUAACAUAGAUGAUGCCAAGUAUGCCGGUCACUUGUACGGACUGGGAUCAGCAAUGAUAUUCAAUGGUUCUGCCGGUUAUAUUGAUACAAAUGGAGACAAUUCCACUUCGACGUAAUAAUCGAGAGAGUACGCAGAUAAUUCGUUUUAUUACGAAAAACGAAAAUAAUCUAAAAAAGAAAAUUUUUAUUUAUGAAGUGUAAUAGAAGUGUCAUUUGUUGAUGGGUGUACAAUUCAUUUUUUUAAGUUUUAAAACUUUUUUCUAAUACAAAUAAUGAGCAUUGUAUAUUCUCCUUCGCAUGUGAAGUACCAUAGAUGACAAAAAAAUGAAUGAAUUUUAUAAUAUUCUACGCAUAACUUUGACUCUUUGAAUGAAAUGUAGUUUUAUAUGUUGUUAAUGCGAUUAAUUUAAGAAAAAUGUGUAAAAGCUAAGCUUUUGCUUCCGCCUCAGAAAGCAAAAAAGUGAAUAUUUUGAUGAAAACCUACGACUUUUUUCGUCGUAGUUGUAUUUUUUUCAUAAAGUUUUAAGUCUUUGAAGCUGCUUGAAAAAGAAACCGACAUUUACUUUAUUGUAAACACGUGUUAAAAUCGUAUUACAAUUGACUAUGUGUCGUUUCGAACGCCUAGGUGUCAGUCCGUUAUGCUCAAAACAAGUGUACAGUGAAUGUAACACAGCACACAUGUGUACAUUCAGGGACCUUCGAAACGACUCGAUUAUAAAAUCUAAAAUUUCAAAUUUAUUAAAAACAAUUUGGACCUUUGUAACAUUGUGAAAAAGUAUACUUGUACAUUUUGUUUCUAAAAUUUCAUACAUCAAAAAAAAAAUUGAAUAAAAUGUGAUUCAUCACACUGCCCUUAGACAAGGAGA